AUGCGACAAUAUCGUCAUAUUUUUAUGCUUCUUAUUAUUGUGUAUGCGCUGUUUGUAAUCAAUGUGCCACGAAUUUGGAAAGGAAGAAGUCGAGGCUUAGCAACGAUCAUUUUUUAUUGGAACGCUUUCAAUGCAUUGGCGAAUAUUGUCCUUUUUCUUAGCUUAUUGCCUGAUUUUUUAAGUUCUUUCCAUGAAGGUUUCUACUCAAGUUUAUGUCUGAAUGCUGGACUUUAUAAAAACAAAAGAUCGGGUAAAGCAAUAUUCACAUUUCACAUUAGCAAAGUCUGGGAACUACUAGACACGGUAUUUAUGAUUUUGGAUGGACGUAAAACAAAUAGCCUUCACGUGACCCAUCAUAUUAUCAUUUCCACUUCGAUGAUUUACAGUUAUCAACACAUUGGUGCCAUGGCUCGUUGGAUUGCCAUCACCAAUCUUGCUGCUCAUGCCGCUCUUUACUCUUAUCUGGCAGCUCAAAGUUGUGUUUUGAAACGUCGAACGUGCAGCGCACGUGUAAUCAGCGGGAUCCAAAUGGCACAAUUUCCUAUCUGCUUGUUUGGUCUCAUCAAAAUACGUCAAUUUCUGAAUGCCAGGAAGAAAUGUGAGACAAACUAUAAUGGGCUAAGCAUUCUAAUCUACUCAUCCUUUUUCAUUCUAUUCACUCGAUUUUACAUCAACAAAUACGGAAAAGACUGCACCAGCAGAGUUUUCAAAAGCGAUUCAAAAGGUUUAGCAAACUUUUCAUCCAUUCUAAGAUUGUGGAAUGUCAAUCUGAUCAAUGAAAGGUGGGGAUGGCUGUGGUACGAAGACCUUUAA
Molecule: messenger RNA, 813 nt
Organism: Cercopithifilaria johnstoni
Lineage: Eukaryota; Metazoa; Nematoda; Chromadorea; Rhabditida; Onchocercidae
Source: the annotation of a GenBank genome assembly